AGAGGGAGAGUACUCCCAGCACAGUCUGAUCAGUGGUUCCGUCCUCUUCUUGUUAUAUGGAUUACAGCUCCCACUGCUUACUGGAUCUCCCCUUGUCAUUACUGGAAACUAACACUGAACCAGCAUAGAGGAUUUUUAUUGGAGUAUUAGGAGUUUUGACAGCAGUUACUUUAAUACAGGUGGAAUUUGCAAGUAAUUAUACAAUACAAACAGUUGUAGAUGAGUAUGGAGAUGAACGGUCGUGCCCUGCCACCGUCAAUACCUGAGGAUAGAGAAGCACUGGACCAUGUUUCUCAUGGGAAGAUGAACGGUUACCACCAGAGGUUUCAGGGUGGGGACGGGGGAGAGGCUGAGGUCCCAGUGUCCAAGUCCCAGAGGCGGAAGAGUGAUGUCAAAGUCUAUAAGGAGUUUUGUGAUUUUUACGCUCGCUUCAACAUGGCCAAUGCUCUGGCCAAUGCCAUGUGUGAGCGCUGCAAGAGUGGCUUUGCCCCGGCAGAGAAGAUAGUGAACAGUAACGGGGAACUUUACCAUGAGCAGUGCUUUGUGUGCGCCCAGUGUUUCCAGCAGUUUCCAGAGGGACUCUUCUAUGAGUUUGAAGGCAGGAAAUACUGUGAACAUGACUUCCAGAUGCUGUUCGCUCCCUGCUGCCACCAGUGUGGUGAAUUCAUCAUUGGCCGCGUGAUCAAGGCCAUGAACAACAGCUGGCAUCCGGACUGUUUCUGCUGUGACAUCUGCCAGGCUGUGCUAGCCGAUGUUGGUUUUGUAAAGAAUGCUGGAAGGCACCUGUGUCGCCCAUGUCACAACAGAGAGAAAGCUCGGGGCCUCGGCAAGUACAUCUGUCAGAAGUGUCACGCCAUUAUUGACGAGCAGCCUCUGCUGUUUAAGAAUGACCCCUACCAUCCCGAUCACUUCAACUGCAACAACUGCGGUAAGGAGCUGACUGCUGAUGCCAGGGAGCUGAAGGGGGAGCUCUACUGUCUGCCCUGCCAUGACAAAAUGGGUGUCCCCAUCUGCGGGGCCUGUAGGAGACCCAUUGAGGGCCGUGUGGUCAAUGCCAUGGGCAAGCAGUGGCAUGUGGAGCAUUUUGUGUGUGCUAAGUGUGAGAAACCCUUCCUGGGACACCGUCACUACGAACGCAAGGGCCUGGCCUACUGCGAAACACACUACAACCAGCUGUUUGGAGAUGUCUGCUACCACUGCAACCGUGUUAUUGAAGGAGAUGUGGUGUCUGCUCUUAACAAGGCUUGGUGUGUCAACUGUUUUGCCUGCUCUACCUGCAACACCAAGCUCACCCUCAAGAACAAGUUUGUGGAGUUUGACAUGAAGCCAGUUUGUAAGAAGUGCUACGAGAAAUUCCCUCUAGAGCUGAAGAAGAGACUGAAGAAGCUGUCUGAAACUGUUGCACGGAAGUAAACACACAGUCGAGCCGCAGGAGGGAUGGAAAGAUGAGGCCGUGAGGUGGCCAUGCAUGGAAGAAGUCACAUUUCCAGAAUUGACAAUCGUAUAAGAUAGAAUUUGUGUGUUUUAUAUCAUUGUUAUUUUAAAUUUAGGUUAGUUAUUUCAGAUGCAGCUGCAAAGCACUGAGGUUCAUUUCAUGAGCCUGAAACUGAAACAGUCAGAUUGUUGCUCAGUCAGUCAGUCAGCAGCUUUAACUUUAACCUGCUCAGCUCCUUUAGGCUGAAUUACUGCACUGUACGUUUUGUCAUAUGCUUGCUUUAUUUCACUGCUAUGCAUAUGUAUACAUAUAUACAGUAUAAACAUAAACACAAGCGAUUAUGGUCGUGUAUUUAAUAAUAACAUUAGCUUUAGGAGAACAUUGAAACAUGGGGAUAAUAUAAUUACUCAAAGCUGUAUUGACAGCUUGUUCAGCUGUUUGCCAACUUGUCCCGGGAUGCCAAAAAUCUGUUGCCUGUUUGACUUACUGUAUGUUACUGAUACUCCUGUAUAAUAUUAGAGUAAAACCAAAACAAAGCUGGGGGAAAAUUGCAGUUGUACUGAAUGUGUAUAUAAUAUCUCUAAUAUUUCAUGUUUUCCACCAACACAUUUUUAUGUAUUACUAAUGUGUAUUUUCUGCAGUAUUAUACAAAAUAAGUUUGUGUUUAGCUCUAUAUGAUUAGAAUUUUCCGCAUCAACAGUUUAUUGAUAUUAUACUGUAACCCUCCUUAAUGCUACAGUAAUGGACUCAACCAUCACCUGCAGUAUGUUGGACUGCCUGGUUACAUACUAUGCAUUUUCUGGGCAAAGUGGUAUUUACCCUAAAUUACCAGGUUCACUUGUACAAUCUAAAAUAAUACAGUAUAACCACCCUGAAAUAAAUCCAAAGUUAAUAAUGUUCAAUUUUGUUUCAUCCACCUAAAUUUACAGUAAAUACAUGACAGUGACAGAAUAUUAGAAACACCUUUCAAAAGUAAUGCAGUCCAGUUCAACACCAAAACUACAGUUAAAAAAUUACUAUAUAGUUGAAGCAACACCUCUGACAAACUGUCAACAAACACUGAACAUGCCAGGCUCCGCAGUGACAGCUUUUAUUGCAUGACAACUGGUAACUGCAUGUGUGUGUUACAACAUGAUGGCUUGUGGCAUGUGCAGAGGCCGGAUGUGGGAGUAAUGUUUGAUGUUAGAACGUGUGUCUCUGCUGUUUGUAAUCCAUAGAAAUUGAUCCUCUUAUGGAGGUGUACUGACUUCCGCUGGGCUCAGACCCUCUUAGGAAAACCAACUGCUGUGAAUCGGAAAGAAUAAUUUCCACAAUGUUUCACUUGAGCAGUUUUUUUAUAAUAGAAAGCUUAUUUUUUACAUAAUAGUUUGAUAGACAGAAACAUUCCACUAUUUUACAAAGCUUAUGUUACUGAAGUUCACUACCUAGGCCACAACAUUUCUCAUAUGUCAAGGUAGAAAUAAAAAUAUUCAGACAUCAGAAUGUCGUGAAGCAGAACUUCGCCUCCACUAGAAAUAGUCCAAUAGAUAGUUUUAUUUUUUCUUAAUACCUGGGUGACUGAGAUGACUCCACUGCUCCUUUAUUGUAUUUUAUCCUCAUAAUGCUUGUCAAAAGAAAAUAUUUCUCCAUGUAAACACACCAAAGUGCAUGUUCUACACCUGAAUGGAAAGUUAUUUUUCACUAUAUCUCAGAUAAUAUUAAGAUAAUAAUCGGAAUAAACAUGUAUGUCAAUGCUACGGUGUGCAUGUAGUAGUAUUUUUGAUUUACAAUUUCUGACACCUCUCAGAGUGUAACAUGACUAGCAGGUUUAGGAGUCACGGGUGUGUAUGGCAGAUUCCCCAGAUUUAACAUAUGUUCCCUCCAGUUCCACCUUAACUGGCAACAUAAAUGGCUGCAUUGAUUACUAUGAUUAAAUACACAUAAUCAAUCACACCUAUAGGAAGUAUUGUCCCUUAAAAGUUGUUGUUUUGGUUUAUAAAUGUUUUUUAGCAGCUUUGGCUUGAAGUUUCUAAACUGAAAGUGAUGUAUCUGAACUAACUCGAGCUAAAAUACAAUACCAUCCCUUGGAAAAAUGACAUAGAUUUAAAUAGGCCUUGUGGUACAUCUUUACCCCCACUUAAGACGCAUUAAGCACAGACAACACUGAUACAGAGGAAAUUACUGCUUUUCUAAAACUUAAGACAUACUUGCAGUCUUUGUCCUUACAAUAUGUUUCUAGUGCACUUUCUAGGCAAUUUAUAUGUUUCGAUUCUUAUCCAUGAAGCAAAUCACGUCUGAUGGGUCCCGAAUUCAUUCAGCAGUAUGACAACGAGUCCAAACAUACAGCCAGAGUCAUAAAGAACUAUCUUCAACAACUAUCUGACAGGAGGGACUAGGAGUUGUGCAACAGACGCUAUGGCCUAUGCAGAACCCUGAUCUCAACAUCAUGGAGUCAGUCUGGGAUCACAUGAAGAGACAGAAGACACUGACACAGCCUAAAUCCACAGAAGAUGCUCGGAACAACCUACCUGCCAAGUACCUUGAGAAAUUGUGUGAAUGUGUGCUGAGGGGAACGUUGCUGGUCACACAAAGUAGUGAUUCAAUUUAGAUUUUUUUUUUUUUUUUACUGCACUUUGUAUGAACUUAUUGGAUAAAUAAAAAC
This is a messenger RNA of Xiphias gladius (swordfish), 4076 nucleotides long. Its product is annotated as LIM and senescent cell antigen-like-containing domain protein 1. Gene Ontology annotation, cellular component: cytoplasm; focal adhesion; cell-cell junction. The record is from RefSeq and is a predicted model, not a curated record. NCBI's taxonomy places the organism in Eukaryota, Metazoa, Chordata, Actinopteri, Istiophoriformes, Xiphiidae. Gene Ontology annotation, biological process: positive regulation of substrate adhesion-dependent cell spreading; positive regulation of integrin-mediated signaling pathway; cell-cell junction organization. The transcript has 10 exons. Bases 220 to 1413 code for a protein of 397 amino acids.